CGGCCUCGCGGCUUGGGGAGGUGUUGCCGCCUGCCCCUGCCCGCUGAGGCGGCGGCUGGGCCCCCCCCGGCUCCCCGGGGCUUCGCUCUGAUGAGCGGCCCGUGAUCCGAGAGGCACCUGCUUUUCUGCUGGGGGAGGUGGCGUGGGAAGCUUGGAACGAGCAGAGCCGGCCGGGACAGCUCGGAACCUGAACUCUCUUAAAAUUGCAGCUUCUCAAAACAAAGUGCCGUGUUGCAAGAGGGCCCCCGCACACCAGCGGAAAAACCAGUCUUGAGUGUACCUGUAGACACACGUAACAUGUCCGCCAUUCGUGCUGUACAUUUUAUGGAGCAAGCAGAUAGCUUUCAGCAACAUUUGUAAUCGUACUUUGCAAAUCUCGCCUCUUCCUGUUACCAUCUGCUCAGUCAGGUUGCUCUAAGGCCUGAAAAGUUGUCUGAAACAACACCAGGGUGGAGGUUACAACACUGUGUGGCUUUCUAGAAGAUGACCAUAGAGGAUCUCCCAGAACCUUCCUUAGAAGGAGAUUCCCUCAUUGAAAGAGAAGGGUUCUUAUUCCCAAACUCUGACACACCUGUUACUUUCUCUGUUGCUGCAGCACCAAUGCCUUCAGACUGUGAGUUUUCCUUCUUCGAUCCCAAUGAUGCAGCAUGCCAAGAGAUACUUUUCAACCCUGAAACAUCAGUUUCUGAAUUGUUUGCUAUCUUAAGGCAGUGGGUUCCACAGGUCCAGCAAAAUAUUGAUAUUAUUGGGAAUGAGAUCAUUAAAAGGGGUUGCAAUGUGAAUGACAGAGAUGGACUGACUGACAUGACUCUCUUGCAUUACACUUGCAAAUCAGGGGCCCACGGUAUUGGUGAUGUUGAAACCGCUGUAAAAUUUGCAACGCAGCUUAUUGAUCUGGGUGCUGAUAGCAGUUUACGCAGCCGUUGGACAAAUAUGAAUGCCUUGCAUUAUGCUGCCUACUUUGAUGUUCCAGAACUGAUUAGUGUUAUUUUGAAAAACGCAAAGCCAAAAGAUGUGGAUGCCACCUGUAGUGAUUUUGAUUUUGGAACCGCUUUGCAUAUUGCUGCAUUUAACCUAUGUACAGGAGCUGUCAAGUGUUUACUGGAACAUGGAGCAAAUCCUGCCUUUAGGAAUGACAAAGGGCAGAUUCCAGCAGAUGUGGUUCCAGAUCCGGUAGACAUGCCACUGGAAAUGGCAGAUGCAGCAGCCAGUGCAAAAGAAAUAAAGCAGAUAUUGCUGGAUGCAGUGCCUCUCUCAUGUGACAUCUCAAAAGCCAUGAUUCCAAACUAUGAUCAUGUCACGGGCAAGGCCAUGCUUUUGUCGCUUGGCCUGAAACUGGGAGAUCGUGUUGUUAUUGCAGGACAGAAGGUUGGUACAUUAAGAUUUUGCGGGACAACGGAAUUUGCCAGUGGUCAGUGGGCUGGCAUAGAGCUGGAUGAACCAGAAGGAAAGAACAAUGGAAGCGUUGGAAAAGUCCAGUACUUCAAGUGUGCACCAAAACGCGGUAUCUUUGCACCUCUUUCUAAAAUAAGCAAGGCUUCUGAUCUCAAAAAACCCUCUGUACGAAGUUCUUCCAUGCGGUCUUCACCUUUGGUCAAAUCUAAGAAAAUAGAUGUGAGUCACAUAACUUCCAAAGUGAAUUCUGGCCUAAAUAUGGCGAAGAAAGACAGUGCUUCUGAAACCAACUCUGUGACUGCUAACAGGGGAAAAACUCUACCUGCAAAAGACGGUUUUCUUGGGUACAGCAGCUCUUCCUCUUCUACUACCUCCUUGGAAGGCAAACGGAAUUACUCCAAGAAGCGGAACUCGACUGGCAGCAAUAAAAAGGCAGUGACUAGAGUGUCUUCUGCCUCAUCUAAAAUUAGUGCUGGGUUGUAUAGUUCUCCGGCUACGAGAAAAAAUCCUUUUGAUGAAGGAGAAAUUCAUGUUGGAGACAGAGUACUGGUGGUAGGACAGAGAACAGGCACCGUUAGAUUUUGUGGAACGACAAAAUUUGCACCAGGAUUCUGGUGUGGAAUUGAAUUGGACAAGCCUCAUGGGAAGAAUGAUGGUUCCGUGGGAGGUGUUCAGUACUUCAGUUGUCUUCCCAGAUACGGUAUAUUUGCACCACCAUCUCGUGUACAGAGACUAACGGGUUCUCUGGAUUCUCUCGCAGAGACUUCAUUGAGUAAAGUAAAUCACGCUUUUCCAGGUUUUAGACGGAGUUUAAGCACCACAUCUGCAUCUUCACAAAAGGAGAUAAACAGAAGAAACUCCUUUGUUAGAUCCAAGAGCUCUGUGUUACGGCGCAGCUGGAGCAACACCAUGACACCUACCACUGAGGGACCAGUGAAGCUGCACGAAGGCUCUCAGGUGCUUCUGACCAGCUCCAAUGAAAUGGGGACAAUAAGGUACAUUGGUCCGACAGACUUUGCGCCAGGGAUAUGGCUCGGACUUGAACUCAGGAGUGCCAAGGGAAAGAAUGAUGGCUCUGUGGGGGAAAAGCGCUAUUUCACCUGUAAGCUGAACCACGGGGUCUUAGUUCGACCCAGCAGAGUAACCUAUCGUGGGAUUAACGGGGCAAAACUUGUAGAUGAUAUUUGCUGAGCCAAAAUGCGCUCAUACAUAUAAAAUAAGUAUUUUAAAGCACACAAGAACCCCAUCUAGAAGGCAAACAUUUUUAAAUUAUUAAAUAUGCAUUUGCAUUUUACAUAUAUAAGUAUAUAUAUAUGUAUGUGUGUGUAUAUAUAAUAUAUAUUUUAAUAUAUAUUAAAAAAAGAGAUAAAAGAAGUUCAAUCACAUUAAUAAGUAAAACCACUAUUCUGUUUCUCUUACUGAAACAGCCCUUGCCUGGGAAGGUUAUUGCAAUAGUAUCUUGGGUUUGAGAUGCUUAUUAUUUGAAUAAUGUUACCAGUUAGAGAAUGUGAGUAUCUCCAACCUUCUCUAAAGUUGCUUUGUGAUUCAUGCAGUAUUUAAACGAUUUUCCUCCAUGUAGUAAUGUACUGAUAAUGCUUUGCAAUUGCCUGCUUUUGACAGAGGAGGUGCUUAAUGAGUGACAUUAGUCUGGUUACCAGGCACUUUGUCAAUUCCAAUACCAGCUGCUAGUAAUAAGAAAGAAAAAAAAAAAACAAAACAACCCAAAACCUAAACCCCUUUUUCACGCAGUUGCGAAGUAUUUUUACAUUUUAUCAUUCAGAUCCCUCCUCGUCUUUCCCUCUCCUCCCCUCUGGAACGCAAAAGGGCUGAUCAGUAUUUGCGGCUAUCCUCCUGAACAGCAGCAAUUAAAUAAAAAGCCUUUUAAAAAGCACAAAUAUGCUGUAUGUCAGCCUGUAUAAUAAAAAGCACUUUUUGUGGUAUGCAUUUGUAGAAAGAGCUACAUAUAAGAAGCACUCUUUAAAAUAAUGCACUUUGCGCUCUCCUCGAGAGCUUUCCCUCAAGUUUAAACUUUUUUUGUUUGGUGUGCUGCAGGCUGUGAGUAUCACAGUUUUUAAAUGCAAAUAAUCCCAGAGCAGAACUAUACAUAAUAGCCUCAUCAUAAAUAUCAAGUCUGUAUAAAUACAGCAUGGUAAUUCCUGCCAGUGGUAUGGAUUAUAUGCAGGUUUUUCAAGCAAGCUGCUAACGUUAUUUAAUUCAUUUGUGAUACAUGUUUCUUUUAGUUUCCUUUGAAACAGUUUCUAGUAUAAAUUUUUUGUAAGAGUAAUGAUAAAACUAAGGAUAGUUUUAGGUACAGCAUUGUAACACACCUUGAUGUGACAUUACCUGCAUAUCAGCCUUUUAAAACUGCUAAUAUUUUGUCCAUGUUUUAAACAUAUAAUGUAUUUUAAUUGCUUAGCAUAUGUAAACAUUAUCAGGAUGGUUUUGUGUUCCAGAACAAUAAUUUUAUUCUUAAAUGAUCUGCUUGCUCUCUUACCUACUUGAAGAAGUGACACUUUAAAUUACAUCUUAAUAUCCUAUUUUUAGACAGAAUUCUGCUGCUGUUACCUUCUUUUAAAUAUUGCUGUAGCUAUUUUUCCUGAGCUGUAUUUAAAAUAAUGCAUAUUGUAUUCUAAUGUACUUAUGGGAAUUUUUAAUUGAAUAUAAAAGCUGUAAAUUUUGAAUGUAAAAAAAAUAUGGAUGCUUUAUAUUUGAAGAUGCAGAUACUCAGUGAUGUACUGAACUUUACUUUGUCCAAUAUCUAUUUCUUGCUGGUAUUAGUAAAAUGAAACCCUGGUGAACAAUAUGGCAAAAAGAACUUUCAUUAGGUCAUUACAGAACAUACAUCCUCUCACUUCUGUUCUCACGUACACAUUAGGUGACCAGGAUGCAGUAUGUAUCAGCAACUGUAGAAUAUAAACCAGCAGUGUUUAUAUCUUCUAGCUAUUCGGUACUGCACUGCCUGUUGCCAAGCGAAGCGUUUGUACAGCACGUUUCACUGGUUUGUCCCAGCCUUGUGCUCCUGGGUGGGCAGUUUAGUUCCUGUGAUGAAACACUCAUUAUCAGAAAUGCUGUUUUUUCCUGCCUGGCAAGAUGGAAUGGAUGUAACUGCUUCAUCUGAUGGGGAGCUGGAGGUACGCAGGGGAGUAAGUGUGUGGGAAGGCAGCAAUCUCAGGCAGUUUGUUAUAGUCACACCAUUUCUGUGUGGCCUGUCUUACAGAGAUGAAAGAAUACAUGAGAAUAACUUCUUUCCAAGAGUUUUCUGAUGCACUGAAAUUCUUUUUUUUUUCACCAAAGGGGUCAGGCUGCCCCUUCCACAGCUCUGUAGCUACACCUAGUUCAGCUGGAAGGGGGGUCUCUGGCCUGGCAAAGGCCUAGCAAAGCCUUCAAGACUUCACUGAAUCCUGUCUGAGGGGUAGAGGGCAUAGGUACUGUUGGAGCAGUGCUGGAGUGUGCUUGCCCUUCAGUUUCAGCUUCAGCCAGCUGCACACUUCUCCUGAAGGCUCUGGCCUUCAGCCAGAACACUGUAGGUUAGAGGAGCAAGUCAGGACUGUUAUUAGUAUGGAGCUGUUUUGAUAGUGCUAAGAAUGUUCUGCGAGGAAGCAUGAAGCACCAUAAAUUUAUGCAGCCUGACACAGAAAUAAAUCAGUCCCUCCAUUCGACAAGGGAUUACUGAUGGCUGUCUUCAAGUUGGUGAUGUGAAGAGAUUUGUGCUUCCCUAAAUCCAAGGUAAGUUGCCAUAAUCCUUUUCUCUCAACUCUUGCAGGAGGACACUUCAUGUCAUUAAAAAAAAAAAAAUCUGAAAAUAACUGGCAGUGAAGUUUGAAAUUAGGUGUUUUGCUGAGGUGUGUAUGAUCACAGCCCCAGACUCAUUAGAAAAAAGACAAAUGAUCCCCAAAGUUCCUAUAAACCGUAUAAAUAAAAUAUCUGUUUUAUAAAUAAAUAAAGAGAUGCUACCCAGCAA
Molecule: messenger RNA, 5356 nt
Organism: Athene cunicularia (burrowing owl)
Lineage: Eukaryota; Metazoa; Chordata; Aves; Strigiformes; Strigidae
Gene: CLIP4
Product: CAP-Gly domain containing linker protein family member 4
Exons: 18
Coding region: 484-2586 (700 amino acids)
Biological process (GO): cytoplasmic microtubule organization
Cellular component (GO): microtubule plus-end; cytoplasm; nucleus
Molecular function (GO): microtubule plus-end binding
Source: RefSeq, a predicted model, not a curated record